AUGACACCUGUUGCGCAGUUCGCCAGCAGCUUUACCGACCGGAUAAUCCUAUCCUUGUCCCCUUCUGUCUUCUUUGUAGAGGGGGAGUCCAAGCCCAAUCCCGAGAAGGACAGUGGUGCCGAUGAUUACUCUGGCCAUCAAGCUUGCCUCACUUUCACCAUCGGGUUCGAAAGCCAGACUCGCGAUGUGUUCAACAGGGAGUUCACCGGCUGCAAGAAGAGCCGUGGCGGGCUGUCCAUCAGCAUUAACUUUAGUCCCAACUCCAGCACCAAGCAUAGUGAGACUCACUCACACAACUCAUGA
Molecule: messenger RNA, 303 nt
Organism: Fusarium odoratissimum NRRL 54006
Lineage: Eukaryota; Fungi; Ascomycota; Sordariomycetes; Hypocreales; Nectriaceae
Exons: 2
Coding region: 1-303 (100 amino acids)
Source: RefSeq, a predicted model, not a curated record